Molecule: messenger RNA, 2084 nt
Organism: Nomia melanderi (Alkali bee)
Lineage: Eukaryota; Metazoa; Arthropoda; Insecta; Hymenoptera; Halictidae
Gene: Eaat2
Product: Excitatory amino acid transporter 2
Biological process (GO): L-glutamate transmembrane transport
Cellular component (GO): plasma membrane
Molecular function (GO): glutamate:sodium symporter activity; neutral L-amino acid transmembrane transporter activity; L-glutamate transmembrane transporter activity
Source: RefSeq, a predicted model, not a curated record
AGCCGCGAGAGAUCGCGAGAAGGGAGCUUGGCCGAACCGGUCGACCGAUCGACCAGAGGAUCGGCCUCCUCGUGCGCGACCGGCUCCACCGCCACCACCUACACCGCUUACUGGCGGCCCAGUGAAAUGGAGGAGAAGUCCUCGGCUCGGUUCUCCGAGUAUCUGUUCGCCAAGAUGGAUGGGCAGGACGUCUCGGCCUCUCAGGGUCCCCGUAAGGUGACCGCCGACACCAGGAAGUUCAUGCGGGAAAACCUCCUUCUUGUGGUCACCCUCUCCGGCGUGCUGUUCGGCGUAAUACUCGGUUUCGGUCUGCGACCGUUGGGCCUCGGCGAUGACGCAGUUAUGCUAAUCAGUUAUCCCGGAGAGCUCUUCAUGAGGCUGUUGAAGUUAAUGAUCUUGCCGCUGGUGAUCGCCAGCCUUAUAUCCGGCUCGGCCAGCUUGAACGCGAGAAUGAACGGGAUGAUCGCGGUGCGCACGCUGGUCUACUUCAUCCUGACGUCCCUGUUGAACGCCGUCCUCGGCGUGAUCCUGGUGAUACUGAUCCACCCGGGCAAUCCGGGGAUCAGAAAGUCGAUGACGACCUCGCACAACGGAAGGGCCGUCAACAUCCUGGACAGCCUGCUAGAUUUGGGGAGAAACAUGUUCCCGGACAAUAUAUUCCAAGCGGCGUUCCAGCAAGCACACACGGUAUACGUUCCAAAGACCCAGCCGUUCCGGAACAUGACCGACACCAUCUCGACGGAGGUGAUGGGCGACGUGGAGCUGACGAGAGUCACGCAGUACAGAAGCGGAACGAACACGUUGGGCAUAGUGUUCUUUUGCCUGGUGUUCGGCACGUUCUUAGGUACGCUAGGCGAGAAGGGACAGAUCGUGAUCGACUUCUUCAAGGCUGUAUUCGAGGUCAUCAUGCGCAUGGUGUCGACCGUAAUGUGGAUGACACCGGUGGGCAUCACCUCUGUGAUCGCCGGUAAAAUACUCGGGGUGACCGACUUGGCGCUGGUGAUGUCGCAGCUCGCCUGGUUCAUCGUCACGAUCUUGAUCGGUGUGUUUUUCUAUCAGCUGGUGAUCAUGCAGCUGAUCUACCUGGCGGUCGUGAGAAAGAACCCUUUUAAAUUCUACGCCGGCCUCGCCCAGGGCACCCUCACCGCCUUCGCCAUGGCAUCAACGGCCGCCGCACUACCGGUCACGUUCCGCCUGAUGACGGACAAGCUCAGAGUCGAUCCCCGAGUGACCAGGUUCGUCCUGCCGAUCGGCUGCAACAUUAACAUGGACGGGACGGCUCUGUUCGUCGCUGUCGCGAGCAUAUUCAUCGCGCAGAUGCACGGCAUCGCUUUGGGCUUCGGCGAGAUCGUCACCGUUAUCUUAACGUCGACCGCCGCAUCCGUGUCCUCGGCUUCGGUGCCGAGCGCCGCGCUGGUUCUACUGCUCGUCGUGCUCAGCGCCAUCGACGCUCCCGUUUACAACGUGUCGCUCCUCUUCACCAUCGACUGGUUCGUGGACCGCAUUCGGACCACCAAUAACAUGCUGGGCGAUUGCUACGCGGCCGCUGUCGUCGAGCAACUGUCGAAGAAGGAACUGAUGGCAUUGGACGCGGCAGCUUAUCAGUCGGAGACCGUUCUGCCGACCACGAUCGCGAACGGAUGCAUUUCCGCCAAUCGAGUACCUGACCCUGACACCAUCGUAGUUGAGAUGCAGGACGAUUCGAGGAUAGCCGGCAUCGCCAAGUAAACAAGCUUGUUGCAUCAGCGUGUUGCAGAUGCCCAGGAGCGUCACGGAGGAGACCGUUUGACCGCUGAUUCGUCCCGAGAUUAGUUCGAAACGUGCCCGAGCGAAUUGUUAACGAACGCACACUUUCAUCUCGGGAAAGUUCGACGAACGACGCGCGUUCACGCGUGAACACUAGACGAACUAACGCGAUGCCGCGAGUGUCCGCAAGAAACAUUCCCCGAUUGCGACGAUCCGCGAGCCGCGCGAGACCGUUCGUUCCCGGGUUGGGUCAGCGCGUUCAGUUCUAUAUAUAUAUAUAUAUAUAUAUACAUAUAUAUACCUGUACACAUGCCACGAGACAAAGGGAAAACAAUUUA